AUGCCGGGGGGCAAGAGAGGGCUGGUGGCACCGCAGAACACAUUUUUGGAGAACAUCGUCAGGCGCUCCAGCGAAUCGAGUUUCUUACUGGGAAAUGCCCAGAUUGUGGAUUGGCCUGUAGUUUAUAGUAAUGACGGUUUUUGCAAACUCUCUGGGUAUCAUCGAGCUGACGUCAUGCAGAAAAGUAGCACUUGCAGUUUUAUGUAUGGAGAAUUGACUGACAAGAAAACCAUUGAGAAAGUCAGGCAGACUUUUGACAACUACGAGUCAAACUGCUUUGAAGUUCUUUUGUACAAGAAAAACAGAACCCCUGUUUGGUUUUAUAUGCAAAUUGCACCAAUAAGAAAUGAACAUGAAAAGGUGGUUUUGUUCCUAUGCACUUUCAAGGACAUUACGUUGUUCAAACAGCCAAUAGAGGAUGAUUCAACAAAAGGUUGGACAAAAUUUGCCCGAUUGACACGGGCUUUGACAAAUAGCCGAAGUGUUUUGCAACAGCUCACGCCAAUGAAUAAAACAGAGGUGGUCCACAAACAUUCAAGACUAGCUGAAGUUCUUCAGCUGGGAUCAGAUAUCCUUCCUCAGUACAAGCAAGAAGCGCCAAAGACGCCACCACACAUUAUUUUACACUAUUGUGCUUUUAAAACAACGUGGGAUUGGGUGAUUUUAAUUCUUACCUUCUACACCGCCAUUAUGGUUCCUUAUAACGUUUCCUUCAAAACAAAGCAGAACAACAUAGCCUGGCUGGUGCUGGACAGUGUGGUGGAUGUUAUUUUUCUGGUUGACAUUGUUUUAAAUUUUCACACGACCUUUGUGGGACCUGGUGGAGAGGUCAUUUCUGACCCCAAGUUGAUCAGGAUGAACUAUCUGAAAACUUGGUUUGUGAUCGAUCUGUUGUCUUGUUUACCUUAUGACAUCAUCAAUGCCUUUGAAAAUGUUGAUGAGGGAAUCAGCAGUCUCUUCAGUUCUUUAAAAGUGGUGCGUCUCUUGCGACUGGGCCGUGUUGCCAGGAAAUUGGACCAUUACCUAGAGUAUGGAGCAGCGGUCCUUGUGCUCCUGGUGUGUGUGUUUGGACUAGUUGCUCACUGGCUGGCCUGCAUAUGGUACAGCAUUGGGGACUAUGAGGUCAUCGAUGAAGUCACAAACACCAUCCAGAUAGACAGUUGGCUCUACCAGCUGGCCUUGAGCAUUGGGACUCCAUAUCGAUACAAUACCAGUGCAGGGAUAUGGGAAGGAGGACCCAGCAAGGAUUCACUGUAUGUGUCCUCUCUCUACUUUACCAUGACAAGCCUUACAACCAUAGGAUUUGGAAACAUAGCUCCUACCACAGAUGUGGAAAAGAUGUUUUCCGUGGCCAUGAUGAUGGUUGGCUCUCUUCUUUAUGCAACUAUUUUUGGAAAUGUUACCACAAUUUUCCAGCAAAUGUAUGCCAACACCAACCGGUACCAUGAGAUGCUGAAUAAUGUACGGGACUUUCUGAAACUCUAUCAGGUCCCCAAAGGCCUUAGUGAACGAGUCAUGGAUUAUAUUGUCUCAACAUGGUCUAUGUCAAAAGGCAUUGACACAGAAAAGGUCCUCUCCAUCUGUCCCAAGGACAUGAGAGCUGAUAUCUGUGUUCAUCUAAACCGGAAGGUUUUUAAUGAGCAUCCUGCUUUUCGAUUGGCCAGCGACGGGUGUCUGCGCGCCUUGGCGGUAGAGUUUCAAACUAUUCACUGUGCUCCUGGGGACCUCAUUUACCAUGCUGGAGAAAGUGUGGAUGCCCUCUGCUUUGUGGUGUCAGGAUCCUUGGAAGUCAUCCAGGAUGAUGAGGUGGUGGCUAUUUUAGGGAAAGGGGAUGUAUUUGGAGACAUCUUCUGGAAGGAAACCACCCUUGCUCAUGCCUGUGCCAAUGUCCGAGCACUGACAUACUGUGACCUCCACAUCAUCAAGCGAGAAGCCUUGCUUAAAGUCCUGGACUUUUAUACAGCUUUUGCAAACUCAUUCUCAAGGAAUCUCACUCUUACUUGCAAUCUAAGGAAACGGAUCAUUUUCCGCAAAAUCAGUGAUGUGAAGAAAGAAGAGGAGGAGCGCCUCAGGCAAAAGAAUGAGGUCACCCUCAGCAUACCCGUGGACCACCCGGUAAGAAAGCUCUUCCAGAAGUUCAAGCAGCAGAAGGAGCUGCGGAAUCAGGGGUCAACGCAGAGUGACCCUGAGCGGAACCAGCUGCAGGUAGAAAGCCGCUCCUUACAGAACGGAGCCUCCAUCACUGGCACCAGUGUGGUCACCGUGUCACAGAUUACGCCCAUUCAGACAUCUCUGGCCUAUGUGAAAACCAGCGAGUCCCUCAAACAAAACAACCGUGAUGCCAUGGAACUCAAGCCCAGUGGCGGUGCUGACCCCAAAUGUCUCAAAGUCAACAGCCCCAUAAGAAUGAAGAAUGGAAAUGGGAAAGGGUGGCUGCGACUCAAGAAUAAUAUGGGAGCCCAUGAGGAGAAGAAGGAAGACUGGAAUAAUGUCACUAAAGCUGAGUCGAUGGGGCUACUCUCCGAGGACCCCAAGGGCAGUGAUUCAGAGAACAGCGUCACCAAAAAUCCACUAAGAAAAACAGAUUCUUGUGACAGUGGCAUUACAAAAAGUGACCUUCUUUUGGAUAAGGCUGGGGAGGCGCGAAGUCCACUAGAGCAUAGCCCCAUCCAGGCUGAUGCCAAGCACCCCUUUUAUCCCAUCCCUGAGCAGGCCUUACAGACCACACUGCAGGAAGUCAAGCACGAACUUAAAGAGGACAUUCAGCUGCUGAGCUGCAGAAUGACUGCCCUGGAGAAGCAGGUGGCAGAAAUUUUAAAAAUACUUUCAGAAAAAAGUGUGCCCCCGACCUCUUCUCCCAAAUCCCAAAUGCCGCUCCAAGUACCUCCCCAAAUACCAUGUCAGGAUAUUUUUAGUGUUUCAAGGCCUGAGUCACCUGAAUCUGACAAAGAUGAAAUCCACUUUUAA
Molecule: messenger RNA, 2967 nt
Organism: Lagenorhynchus albirostris (white-beaked dolphin)
Lineage: Eukaryota; Metazoa; Chordata; Mammalia; Artiodactyla; Delphinidae
Gene: KCNH5
Product: potassium voltage-gated channel subfamily H member 5
Exons: 11
Coding region: 1-2967 (988 amino acids)
Biological process (GO): regulation of membrane potential; potassium ion transmembrane transport
Cellular component (GO): membrane
Molecular function (GO): voltage-gated potassium channel activity
Source: RefSeq, a predicted model, not a curated record